This is a messenger RNA of Diuraphis noxia (Russian wheat aphid), 605 nucleotides long. Its product is annotated as zinc finger protein 593. Gene Ontology annotation, molecular function: zinc ion binding; nucleic acid binding. The record is from RefSeq and is a predicted model, not a curated record. NCBI's taxonomy places the organism in Eukaryota, Metazoa, Arthropoda, Insecta, Hemiptera, Aphididae.
AUUGAUAAUGAUAUACUUUUGAAACCUUGAAAAUACCAUGUGGCAUACCGCUUUCCGCAGUCUAAAAAAUAUUAAAUAACAAUAUUUGACUAUCGAGUUACAACAUUUUGUACUUUUUGUAGCCACUGCGAUUUUUUAUUAUGACCGGUCCGCAGAAGAAGAAAAAGCACCAUGUUGGUGACACAUUCUACAAACGGAAGUACAAGACCAAGCACAGAGCCAGAGACAUCGACGAGGUUGAUAAUGAUUUAAAAAAAGAAAAUGCAGACCGUUUGUUAAAACAAGCWCUUGAUUUUGAUAAACCUGGGGAAGGACAACACUAUUGUAUACAUUGCGCACGUUACUUUUUAAGUGAUCAAGUCCUACAAGAUCAUUUUCGUACAAAAUUGCACAAGAAACGGAUUAAAGAACUUAGACUUGAACCAUACACUAUUGAAGAGGCCGAAAGAGCGGCUGGUUUUGGAAGUUACAUAGCUCCAAAAGAAAGAGUCAUUGUUACACAACCGAUUAAUAAAGAGGAAUAUAAAGAACCUGAAGAAGUUGCUGAUAUUUGUUCAUUAAAUAUAGAUUUACAAUGAUUAAAAAAUUGUUUUCUAUUAAUUCCC